UUCGCUAUGGCGUGUAUAGGGUCGAGUAGGCUCUGUGCUCGUGCAGAGAAAUUGUGCCAGUUUGGACAUUUCGCCCAAUUACGAAGGAAAGUUUCGACGACAUGUGUCACGUCACGACCCAGAAUCGAACAUCCGACCAGUGUUUUGGUUCAACAUUGUCAGAGUAGAACGAGCACACGAGACUGCAGGUCGAAUGUCACGAGGAUGAUGAGUUCUAUGCAGACGCAACUUCCUGGAUCCUUGCGCGAUUAUCAAGUCGACCCUUACCGACUUCUCGAGGAUGACCUGAAAGAUGUUUACGACAACAUACGAGAGGUACUCAUCAGGAACACGACGCAGAAGGAGCUGCAAACUAUAGCGACGUACUACUUCGACGGUAAGGGAAAGGCGUUGCGGCCGAUGGUAGCAUUUCUCAUGGCACGGGCUAUCAAUUAUCACAAGGAAAGAAACGGUCUCUUGGCGUCGCAGCGAAGGGUGGCGAUGAUCGCCGAGAUGAUUCACAACGCUUCCUUGAUCCACGACGACGUAAUCGACCAGCCAGACUUCCGCCGUGGCAAGCCUUCGAUCAAUGUCGUCUGGAGUCAAAAAAAGGUGACAAUGGCGGGAGAUUAUAUUCUGGCAAUCGUGUCGAUAAUGAUAGCUCAGCUGCAGAAUGACAAUGUCACCCUCACUCUCAGUCAGGUCGUGACGGACCUGGUCCAGGGUGAAUUUAUGCAGCUCGGUUCUAAGGAGACGGAAAAUGAAAGAUUUGCGCAUUACUUAACGAAAACGUAUCGCAAAACAGCCAGUUUGAUCGCGAAUUCCUUGAAAGCAGUAGCCAUGCUAGGAGGUGCUGAUGAACAGUUGGCGGAAGUAGCUUUCCAAUAUGGCAGGAAUGUCGGUUUAGCGUUUCAAUUAGUCGACGAUCUAUUAGAUUUCGUUUCUUCUUUACCGACGAUGGGAAAACCUACUGCAGCAGAUCUUAAGCUUGGUCUUGCAACAGCUCCAGUUCUGUUCGCCUGUGAACGGUAUCCAGAGUUAAACGCGAUGAUUAUGCGCCGGUUUCAAGAGCCAGGGGACGUUGAAAAAGCGUUCGAGUUAGUGCACAAAUCGCACGGUCUCGAUCAAACGAGAUUCUUAGCGCGAAAGCAUUGCGUGGAAGCCGCGAAGCUUGCACAAUCUUUAGCCGAAAGUCCGUACCAAAAAGGUCUACAAGUGGUCUGCGAUUUGGUAUUGAAUCGUAUGAAAUAAUGUUAUGAAAAAUCGAUCGUCGAGAACUGUAUAUGAAUGUAAAGGGAACGACGAAAACGUAGCGACAGAGAGAAAGAAAAAAAACUAGUAACCGCUGAGAAUUAACGUUGGCCAUUGAGGUAACACGCCAAUUCAUUCAGUUUGCACCGAACGGAAAUAUAAUGUGCUACUGAAUAACGACAGUUUCUACCGGUUGAAAGAAGUUGAACAACACACAUCACGAUAUUCUUGUAAAACACACUCAAACCUCGUGGCAAACAAACGUGUUCAAUCGAUCGUUGUUAAUGAUAUUUCAAUUCUAUUUUUAAACCUGUAUGUUUGUAACAUAGAAGUUUAAGAUGUUUAUAUUUACGGGAUUGUUGAUGAAGUGAUAAUUUGAUAAAAAGGAAAAAGGAAAAAAAAG
Habropoda laboriosa is the source of this 1633-nucleotide messenger RNA. RefSeq names its product decaprenyl-diphosphate synthase subunit 1 (gene qless). Gene Ontology annotation, molecular function: prenyltransferase activity. The transcript is spliced from 8 exons. Gene Ontology annotation, cellular component: mitochondrion; transferase complex. Gene Ontology annotation, biological process: isoprenoid biosynthetic process; ubiquinone biosynthetic process. The record is from RefSeq and is a predicted model, not a curated record. Lineage: Eukaryota; Metazoa; Arthropoda; Insecta; Hymenoptera; Apidae. Bases 7 to 1230 code for a protein of 407 amino acids.